CAUGAUGGAUAGAAGGGUUUUCAACUCUGGUGAAUCUAAUUUGUUCAGUAAUCUAACCAAUGAGUUGAUUAAAUGGAGAUUCGAUUCUGAGGGGAAAAUUGCAUUGGACUCAGUUGUACAUUGUUGGUAUUCAUUAUCAGAUCAAUUGCACUUGAUCAGAAGAAUAAUUGAGUCAUUGGCAAGUGAUGUUUCAGUCAUAAUUGCAGAACUCAGAAGACUUUUGUCAUUAGAUGUAUUUUUACAAGGUCAAGCUACAGAUUUGAGGUUCAUUGAGAACCCAAUUGAAUUUAAUAGUCUUGUUAAUAAUCAAAUUUAUCAAAAACUAUCAGAGUGGAACAAACAUGGAAGAGACUUCUUUGCGCACGGUGAUUUCUUCAAUACAAAAGUUGAGUUUCAAUGUUUAUUCCAAUUAUUUAGAGAAUAAGACUGAAUUAGAUCAAAUC
Molecule: messenger RNA, 443 nt
Organism: Hansenula anomala
Lineage: Eukaryota; Fungi; Ascomycota; Saccharomycetes; Phaffomycetales; Wickerhamomycetaceae
Exons: 2
Source: RefSeq, a predicted model, not a curated record